Molecule: messenger RNA, 1349 nt
Organism: Melanotaenia boesemani (Boeseman's rainbowfish)
Lineage: Eukaryota; Metazoa; Chordata; Actinopteri; Atheriniformes; Melanotaeniidae
Exons: 4
Coding region: 74-793 (239 amino acids)
Source: RefSeq, a predicted model, not a curated record
GAAGAGGCCCAAAAAGUCAGAAGUUAAUUUUCUGCCAGAUUUUCCAGAAGGGACAGCUGAAAGUCAUCUUGACAUGGAGAGAUCAGCCAUGGCCAAUGAGAUGAAGAAAAGAAAGAUUGACUGGAAGCAAAUUGGUGAUAUGAUGAAAAAAACUUUUCCUUUACGAAGAAAAGAGAUUGUGGUAGAAGAACCACUUGUGGCAGAAGUCAAAGAAAGAUGGCCAGCCUUGUUCUCUGAGCAGCAGAUUGAAGCAGAAUUUGCUCGCGUGACAUCUGUUAGCCUGAAAGGUUCCCUCUAUGCUGGGCUAGAUCAGUAUCUGGUGAGGUUCCUGGAGCUGUACAAUGCAAAAAGUGGGAUUGUUGGUCUGCAGAGGCUCACAAAAAGUCUUGCUGAUGAUAGCUCCAUACUGAAGAAGAGGACUGUUCUUCUGCUGGGCCUUCCUUAUUUUCUCAAGGAGGAUCCCUCAUGCCUUUUCAAGACUGUGCAGGCUACAGACAAUGAGGAUGUAUUUACAAAGGGAAUGAAAGCUGGCAUUGUGUUGGUGAAAGAAGGAGAAGACAUCAUUGAUGUUUCAGUGGUCCUCGAGGAAGCAGUGUUCCUGUGUGAUCUGAGGGAUGUCCCAAAUGCUGUUGCCAUGCUGAUGGGACUUCUUUUUGCCCUCAACAUCGACUACCCAAAAAAACUGAGGUACACCUUUGAAGUCAUUCAGAAGGUCCUCAUGAACAUUGGUGGAGGACAGUGUUCCUCUCUUGUGCAUGGGUUACGAAACAGACUCCUUCGGACAACUGUUUAAGACUGUGCUCUGAUAACUGCUCUCUGCCUGUUAAAAUUGAAUUUGAUAUUGACGUUUUUAUUUGACAUUUAUUUUAUCUGUUGCACACAUUAUUUUGAAAUUCACAAUUUCUCUUUGGUACAUUACUAAAUGAGCAAACAUAAUGGCACAGUUAGCAGCAGAACUUGUUCAUUAGCAUCUUUGUUCUCAGAGAUUUUAUUCCAAAAGAAUUAGGGCAGUGUACACUAUACAGAUUCAUUCAAAGGUUCUCAAGGAUUUUGAAUGUUGAUACUUUUUCAGUUCUGCAUUGUUUUAACAAAAAGACCGUUGUAAAAAUAUGGUGCCCUGAACUCUGAUGUCUCAUCUCAUGCAUGUCCAUCGGCUGUAAAGUGGGAGAUUCUGAUUUACAGUUUAGGUCUUUUGUUAUGGGGGUGGAUGAGCUUUUUAGUUCUUGUCAAACUUCUGUCAUCUUCCCCUUGUGGAGAAGCACGGUCAACAGGGUUCUUGAUGUGGCCUCUUACUGACUUGAUUUCAUGGAGACACCCUUCUGUGUACAUGUAAAGCCACUCAAGCCAUG